AUGAAAGGAUGGCUUUAUCUUGUUCUUUUUUGCUGCAUAGGAUUUUUCCUACAAUGUGUCGAAAUGAAAAAGGAGAAGAAACAUGUUUCUUCUGACGUUGAUCGUGUGCUUUUCGCGCUUAAAAAAGCCGUGAUGUUUUUUGAGCAAAGCGGAAAUAAUUUGAACUUGGACGCGUACUUUGGGCUUCGAAUCGCUCAAGGUUGGUAAACGUUUCUUUAUAUAUUACCAUCCUUCCUGUUCAAUAUUGUGCUUUGAGUAAAACUGUGAAGUGUACCAUGAGAGUAAGUCUACCAAUAAGCCAAAACACAUUUACCUUUUCUUAGCUGGCUUUCAGAAUGAUACCUUAAAUCAAAAUUACAAUCACAGCAGACUGAAGCCUGUUAAUGCCUUUUAGACCGCUAAAACUUAACCUUUUUCUCGGACGAAUUCAUGACAAUAUGAGCUAUCAAAAUUUUAGCAUUGAAUAAGUGCCUGGGAAGAACGAACAUCAAAACACAUACAUUUCACGUCGGAUUUUUUAUUUUAUAAUGAUGCCACUUCUAAAAAGAGACUGUCCAGAAUGUUUAUGGUGGUGAUUGCACUUCUAAAACUUGUUACGUGAUUAAUUUGCAUAGGAAAUCUUCUUUAGAGGCCCAGUACUAGCCUGAUCAGUUGAAGGUAUAAAGAAAUUUAGUAUAAUAUUUUAACCUAUAAAAUAGAAUCAGGUUGUCAGGUGCUGAGUCUUGAAAAAGACCUACCAUCCACAAAGAUUAGAUGUCAAAGGUCUGGCAUAUUUAUCUAAACUAGUUCCCAAAAAGGAAGGAAAAAUAUAUCGAUAUCUAUCUAUAUCAAGAUUUUUAUGUGAGCGAUUCACCUUAUACUUGCAAAAGAGAGGAUUUAAUUCGGCUUCAUUUAAAAAUAAAUAAAUAAAAUAAAUCGUUUAAUAGGGGACAGUUAUACUGAGUAACCCAGAAGUUAUUUAAGACCAGAAACCAGUGGCGAUCCAGGGUGUCGCCCAAACUAAAGUGAGGCCUGAAGGGCCGGAAAAAUUUUUUUGAGACCGGGACCACCUGCGCCCCCAUCUUAGGAUCCGGAUGACCACCCCCCAACUCCCACCGAAAUUUUAAAAAUAUCUUUCACUUCACGGACGCUCAGACAACCCGAAGCCUACCUCUUUAACAUAUGAGGCUACCAGUUACAGUUAGCGCUCGAUCGCGACAACUAAGGGGAAAAAUAGGACUAGGAUCAACGUGUUAGAUCCAGCAGAUGUCUUGUAAGAUUUACAUGCUCUGACCCCUCGGCAAGCAACUAUGGCCUUACUGUAAGGAUGCAGUAGGAUACCAAGCUAGAGUUAAUAUUUAGUGUAUUGGCGGCAUUCAUCAAAGGCUAGGACCACUACUUGGUCCUUUCUUAUUCGCUUCACCCUCUAGGCUCUCAUAAUUCCCCUCUCAUGAUCGAGAAAACAGCCGACAUUUCGAGAUGCCACCACUGGUUUCCCCGCGAAAUGACGUCAGAGAAACGUGGGCAGAAAUUCCAUACUGAUGACGCGACACUACCUAGAUCUGGGUAGUGCUUCUGAUUGGCUGAAAAUUUGCUGUAACCAAUCAGAAGCAUUACCCAGAUCAAGGCAGUGUCGCGUCUAGGGCUUUCCACAAGUUCUUCGGCAACUUUUUGGCAACUUCUCGUAUUUCAAGCAACCUUUUUCGUUUCUAGCAUUUUUUUGCAUUCUGAGCAAUUUCUCUCGUUACCUUCUAAUUCUUAGAUAUCAGAGCAGCUUUUAGUGCUUAAAUUGGCCGUUCUUCCACAUUUCACUGUGCUUAAGUAGACAAUUUAUGAAUUUACCGUAAAAAAGGAGCUAAAUCCUCCCAUCUAGGGCAGAUCAUGGGGGCAAGAUAAGAGUAGCCGGGCUGCUAGGUCAGCAGUUUUUAGAGAAAAUUCAAAAUGGUGGACGAAGAUUCACACUCGACUGACUUGAGUGUCUCGGGUGAAGAAGGUCAUUCAACAAUUUUAUUGGCUCAUCACAUCUUAAUUGAGGACGAAGUUAUUUAGCAACGCUGGUUAUGCCGCAAAAUAUAAUUACACAAAAAUGCUUAGAAAUCUUACUUUUGUUGUAAAAUUCGCAUAUUUUAGCAUCAGGCCAUAAAAAAUUUUUGUUUCUUUCGAGCACCUUUUAAGAAACUUUCGUUACAAAAGCAACUUUUAAUUGUUUUUUGAGCAUCUUUUGAGAAACUUUUCAGAAAUUACGGGAAAAAUUUUUGGAAAAUCUCGCGCACCUUGUGGAAAGCCCAAGUCGCGUCAUCAGUAUGGAAUUUCUGCGCUCGUUUCUCAGACGUCAUUUUGCAGGGAAACCAGUUGGGGAGUAGCGAAAUGUCGGCUGUUUUCUCAGGCUAUAAAUGCAUAAAUACUGACUAACGGAACUGACUUUCCUUUUCAUGUUCUUCAUUUUGACAAGGUAAUUUCAUCGCGUUAACUACGCGUAAAAAACGUAAAAGCCUCGGCUACGGUUCUGAGAUUUACAGGCAACUUAUUCAACUUGAGAAACUGGUUUCUCAAAUCGGAUCAAAAUCGGUAAGGACAUUACAGCACGUAAGCCCAAGGUACUUCAGAUUGGUUGGGUCGACUGUGACACAGCCCUGGAAAACAGCGAAGCGAUUCAAGCGAGUAAACCCGAGGCUCGUCACUGCAAUUAAUAUAAAGAUACUACACAACGAUAUACUGCAGGAUUAUAAGCCUUGUUUGGCCAAGUUGCUUGGAAGUCCGGAGUAUGGGAGCAAGCCUUGCAAUGUGACUGAGGAUUGUUGGGAAGUGAUGAUGCGACCGGGGGAGAUUGGGUACGUGCUAACUCAUCAGGCUCUUUAUUUCAUGUUUGGCGAGCAGAAAGGUUAGUGAAAUUAUCAUUGUAUACAAACUAGCCACAACAAACACAAACAAAUACAAAAGGUAACGGAAAAACUAACAACGAUAAUGGGUACCUGUACAGACGUGCUGCAGCUGUCACGGCAGUGCUCUUUUGGUGCCAAAGGCGACUUUUGUUAGGACGCUCUUGUCAGAAAACUAGCAAAGAAUAUACAAAUUAGUAAACCAACUAGUUUGACAAUCUAGUUUGUCAAAAAAUAAUAACAAAAAUAAUAACAAAUAAAUAUAAGUAUGCUCUGAACAGAGGCAGCUGUAUUUUGUACAAAUGUUAGCAACGCAGAAUAAGCGUUCUUUCAAAAUGUUUUACACUUUUUAAAAGUGGUUAAUACGGUAAUAAAGAGAUGGCCAUAAUAGUUGACAAAAAGGGAUGAAAUUUAGUAGGAAAGUUUUAUCGGAGGGGCGUCGCGGUUUUUCACAACUUUUGUGCGUCUUAGUGUUGUUAAAAUUUUCAAAUGUGAAUAGAUAGGCCGGUUCCAGCCGAUCAGAAUUACUUUCAAUGUAAAUAUUGAUUGAUUAAAAGUUCAUCGCGUGAUUGAGUGAUUGAGUGGUUGACAGGUUGCUUCAGUAUCUUUUCAAAGAAGAUAAAGGCGUCCAACAGCUCGUUGGAAUCUGUGUACGACAAAAUCUGCUCAAACAUCUACAGUCAACUGCUAAUGAUGGAGGGAAUUCGCAAGAUCAAAAGAAUAGACGCUGAUCUUAUGAUGGAACAGAGUGUAGUGUGUGGAUUACUAGGAUAUUACGAGUUCUUGUCGCCAACACGGAUGGAAACUUUGAUUAAGUGGCAGCGAGCGAGUGGUUGUUAUGGUGACAUUAAAGAAGAGGAGAAUUCAAAUGGCAAUCACAGCAAGCAGACCAUGAGAAAAAUUCUCAUGGAGAAAGAAUUGUCGGGUAAGCUUUUUUUGAGUCUUGCCAAUAAGCACCUACAAUCCUGGCCAAAAGGUUUUGGGACACAGCCUCUUUUUUACGUGCUUUGUAUGGAAUUUGCAGCUAACCGGCAAUAUAGCCACCGCGAGCAAGCUCUCCAUUUACUGCGAGUGAACGCGCGAGCGAGCGGCGAAGCCCCUCGCAUUCGCCGCUCCUUUCGGGGGGGGUGCUCUCGCGUGACUUCCCGCGAUUCCCCUAAAUGGAGUGCUUGCUCGCAGGCUACCGGAAGGGCGUUAACAAGGUUUCUCCCCUCUUCCAGAACAAAGAUGUGGCCCAUAAUUUGGACAAGAUUUGAAAAAGAGUGUUUGACUAGUAAAACCCAACCCUGGCCAGGGGGAGGAAGGGUUAACUUGAAUUGCAAUUUUCGUUACAUGAAAGACAAAGUGUCCCAAACGUUUUGUCCAGGAUUGUACUUCACAAGUGGAAUAAAUACUUAGCACUGUUUUUCGUUUCACAUAAAAAUGUUUUUGCAGCUCAGCGGAAGGAAAAAAAUAUAUUUAUUCAUAGUUACAUUAUUUACGAGAACACGAACUGCAAGUACUUUGGCAGAAAAAGACCUCCAAGUAUCUGAUUUUUUUUUUCCAGUAGAAACCGGAUGAUAAAAUUUUGAGUUAGCAAAUGAGACGCUUCAAGAAUGCAGUAUCUUGCGCCCCACCUAUCAAAUAUAUUUAGGCAGUAGAUCACCUUUUUUUCAAAACACUCUGUUCAUAGCAGUCACUUCAAUGGUCGCCAAUAGACAUUUUAACAUGAUCGAAGAAUGAAACCACUUUACCCAACUGGAGGCCAAAAUAUCGACAACAUUCGAAAUUAAAUCCAAAUUAAGCAACCCUAAUUAUUAAUCCUGAAAAUUGUGUUAAAGUUUAUGAAAAUGAUACAAACAAUAUAUCAUUAGGGAACCCUUUUAACCCUUAAAAAAAGUAAAACAAAACAAAAAGCCUUGAAAGUCAAUCCUGGUUUUAUUGCAAACACCGUAAGUCACUUAUUAGGUCUAGACAAACGUCGAACUUUUCGUGAGACGAACCAAACUUAGUGAGUUAAGUUCGUGAAAAGUUCGACGUCAGUAGCUAAGUUGAGUUCGUCGGAAUGAGUUUGGAUCGUCCAUACGUUCUAUCCGUCUGCUUCAGACUGAUAGAACGUCUGAAGCUCGUCUCCGGGACAAACGUUGAUCUUCACAUGCGACAAACUAAACUAAUAAAUUUAAAAAAAUUGUACGAUAAAUGUUUAUUAAGCCUUUUUCGGGAGAAAAUUUAUUGGAAUUGCUUUUGUUACGAUUCAGCCGUGGUUGGUUCGACGUGUCCUAAGUUCGACGUCUGAUGCAACAGACGAUCUUAACUUAGUUUAGGACGGCCCAAAUUAGAGUUUGGUUAGUCUCAUAAAAAAGAUCGACGUUUGAACUUGGCCUUAGCUUUUUGUUUGUGUUUUGGCAGAUGGGUGCGAAUCACAUAUUACAGGAGUUGGGACCGCUCUUCUCUCCAUUUAUCUUCGUUAUCUCAUCGAAAAUGAUACACCCCUAUGGAAUGGACUCGAUUAA
Molecule: messenger RNA, 5350 nt
Organism: Porites lobata
Lineage: Eukaryota; Metazoa; Cnidaria; Anthozoa; Scleractinia; Poritidae
Source: the annotation of a GenBank genome assembly